AUGGCCACGCGGACGGCCGAUUCACCCCCUGCAACAGCUUCUUCGACGGCCCUAAGAUCCAGGGCCGUGUCGUCUCUUGCCGUUGUUUUCUUCCUCGAGGCGAACUGUUUCUGUUUCGCCGUCACCGAGAACUUCACGAACAUGGACUUCAGCCAGAUAUCUUGUACUCUUACCAAUGAUACUGGCUUCAGUGACUUCCUGUUCGCAGAAAACGCAAUUGUGUCCACGAAUGGGGACGCGCCCAGUCGUCUGUGGAACGACGCCGGUAUCUCCUGGGCUGGCAGCCCGGAUCUUCAGGACUAUGUCCUGACUAUUGAUGCUGAGGAUUUGGGAUACAAUGGGAUGGGUAGAGUGCUGACUGGCGGCUUCGGCAGAUCGCCCCGCCGCAUCUAUCCUUGUAGCCCCAAGCGCGGCAACGUUUCCCUGCUUCGCGGCGUCGGCUGGGCUAGUUUCACCCUUGAUGCUGAAUCCACUGUGAACCUGACCGUGUAUGGCUCCGAGUUGAGCUUCGUAGGAUACCACGACAAGGACUGGGGCGCCCACCGACUUUUAUGGAAAACUUCGGCAGCUGGCAUUGAGGCCACGCUCGCAUGGGGCCUUAUCCCCUCGUCUGGCUCGAUGCCCUCGAUCCCAACUACAACGAAUAAGCCACUGGCUACGUCGCCUACCAGGAACAGAUUCUGGUUGCUGUGUGGUAACAUGAAGGUCCGCCCAACCGGUGACAACGCGACCUUCCCCCCUAUGUCCGACUCCUUCUCCCCGACGGAUUCAAUAUCACCGUCGAUGUGCCUGAACUCUGCCUUUUGGAGGCGCAGCUCACCCCAACCUUGCUACCUUGGCGAAGCCCAGCUAUGGUCGCUGGAUAGGAUCGCUCAAUGGAACGGUUAA
This is a messenger RNA of Penicillium argentinense, 888 nucleotides long. RefSeq lists its product as uncharacterized. The record is from RefSeq and is a predicted model, not a curated record. The transcript is spliced from 4 exons. Lineage: Eukaryota; Fungi; Ascomycota; Eurotiomycetes; Eurotiales; Aspergillaceae. Bases 1 to 888 code for a protein of 295 amino acids.